AUGGCAUCUCCAAAUCGCGAAUCACCUCAUUUUCAGCGCAUACAGCAGAGCUCACCAUACAAUGAUGUCUACAUCAAUGCGCUUAUCACUCCGCCUCGCACCUGUAUGAGCACCCAACACCCAGAAGGACAACGCUGGGAAGGACCUGGUGGCUGGGGUGCACGUCACUUGAACGACGCGGCACCGUUCACACUCUGGGAUGCAGAAGAGCGCAAGUUUCGCUUCCCCUCCGGCGAGGAAAUGACUUGGAUUGAGGGAAGGUUUGGAAGUGUAUCGAAACGUACCGUCCACCUAAGCCAGUUCCGCUCACGCUAG
This is a messenger RNA of Penicillium brevicompactum, 315 nucleotides long. RefSeq lists its product as uncharacterized. Bases 1 to 315 code for a protein of 104 amino acids. The transcript has a single exon. Lineage: Eukaryota; Fungi; Ascomycota; Eurotiomycetes; Eurotiales; Aspergillaceae. The record is from RefSeq and is a predicted model, not a curated record.